This is a messenger RNA of Diospyros lotus (date-plum), 3196 nucleotides long. Its product is annotated as potassium transporter 8-like. Gene Ontology annotation, biological process: potassium ion transmembrane transport. Gene Ontology annotation, molecular function: potassium ion transmembrane transporter activity. The transcript is spliced from 8 exons. The coding region runs from base 565 to 2892 and encodes 775 amino acids. Gene Ontology annotation, cellular component: membrane. Lineage: Eukaryota; Viridiplantae; Streptophyta; Magnoliopsida; Ericales; Ebenaceae. The record is from RefSeq and is a predicted model, not a curated record.
UGCAAAGGGCGAGUGCUAUUCAUUUAAGGGAGAAUCGGUUUGUGGCUGCACAUUUGCGAAUCCACUACCCACAACUCAUCAGUUGCUUUGCCUUUGUUGUUCAUGGAGAGCCAAGUGUGUAUAUACGACUGACUGACUGUGAAGAUAACUCUCCCGAAAGUAUUCUAUUCAUUCAGAAACUGAGCAAAGACCCAAGGAGAAAGUGGAAGGAAACGGAAGCCUCUUCUCCAUUAUUUUAAAACCCAAUCAAAUCUCCCCCCCCCCCCCUCCCUCUCUCUCUCUCUCUCUCUCUCUCACACACACACACACACACACACACACACACAGCCAAGCACACACGCCCGCACAAUAUAUUCUAUAUUCCCGAGCUCCAAUUCCAAUCGUCCUUCCUCGUUCUAAAACUUUGUAUUUUUCUUGUGGUGGUGCUCUGUGUUGGUUCUUGAUAUGCCCGCAUUGUUGGGUUGUUGAAAUGUGCCUUUUACUCCCACAACAGGAAGAGCUUUGCUUCUUUAUGCUUAAUUUUGAUUCGGAAAUGGGGCUUUCUUGGUGCUGAGACAGCCUGUGAUGGAUCUUGAAGGGUGGAGCCGUGUCAAUCCAAUCAAGAAGGAAUCAUGGAGGACGGUCUUGACUCUGGCUUAUCAGAGCUUGGGUGUUGUCUACGGAGAUUUGAGCACUUCCCCUUUGUAUGUAUACAAAAGCACUUUUGCGGAGGACAUUCAACAUUCAGAGUCCAAUGAGGAGAUUUAUGGGGUCUUGUCUUUCGUUUUCUGGACAUUAACCCUCAUUCCACUGCUUAAAUAUGUGUUCAUAGUGAUCAGGGCUGAUGAUAAUGGUGAAGGUGGGACUUUUGCUUUGUAUUCCUUGCUGUGCCGCCAUGCCCGAGUCAGUACUUUGCCCAAUUGCCAGCUUGCUGAUGAGGAACUGUCUGAAUAUAAGAAAGAUGGGAUUCCACCACCCAGAAAGAGUCUUGGUUCCAGCCUAAGAUCAACAUUGGAGAAGCAUACGAUACUUCACCGGGUAUUGCUUGCUUUGGCUUUGAUUGGGACUUGUAUGGUCAUUGGAGAUGGAGUUCUUACGCCGGCGAUUUCUGUGUUUUCGGCAGUUUCUGGGCUGGAGCUUUCAAUGGCCAAGGAGCGGCACCAAUAUGUUGAAGUUCCGGUGGCUUGUCUGAUACUGGUGUUCUUGUUUGCUCUCCAACAUUAUGGAACCCACCGAGUAGGAUUCCUUUUUGCACCUAUUGUGAUAACAUGGCUUUCAUGCAUCAGUGCUAUUGGUUUGUAUAACAUCCUCCGCUGGAAUCCCCAUGUCUAUAAGGCACUGUCUCCUUACUACAUAUACAAGUUUUUGAAAAAGACCCAAAGGGGAGGUUGGAUGUCCUUGGGUGGGAUUUUGUUGUGUAUAACAGGUUCAGAAGCUAUGUUUGCUGAUCUUGGACACUUUUCACAGUUGUCUAUCAGGAUUGCUUUCACCUUUGUGGUUUACCCAUCCUUGAUACUUGCCUACAUGGGGCAAGCAGCUUAUCUCUCCAAGCAUCACACAGUUGAGAGUGACUACCGGAUUGGGUUCUAUGUAUCCGUACCUGAGAAAAUAAGAUGGCCUGUUCUGGGAAUAGCCAUACUAGCAGCCGUUGUGGGAAGCCAGGCAAUCAUUACCGGGACUUUCUCCAUCAUCAAACAGUGCUCUGCUUUGGGUUGCUUCCCGAGGGUCAAAAUAGUGCACACAUCAUCUAAGAUACAUGGCCAGAUUUACAUUCCGGAGAUCAACUGGAUUUUAAUGAUUCUAUGUUUAGCUGUUACUGUUGGUUUCAGAAACACAAAACACAUCAGCAAUGCAUCAGGUUUGGCAGUUAUAACUGUUAUGCUAGUAACCACCUGCCUAAUGUCUCUGGUCAUUGUUCUGUGUUGGCACAAAAGUAUUUUCCUAGCCAUCUGCUUCAUACUCUUCUUUGGUUCCAUAGAAGCACUCUACUUCUCAGCCUCACUCAUCAAGUUCCUCGAGGGGGCAUGGGUGCCUGUGGCUCUUUCAUUCAUCUUUCUUGUAAUCAUGUAUGUUUGGCACUAUGGCACACUCAAAAAAUACGAAUUCGAUGUUCAAAACAAGAUUUCUCUUGAUUGGCUGCUGACUCUGGGUCCCCAUCUUGGGAUUGUGCGGGUUCAUGGCAUUGGUGUUGUACAUACUGAGCUUGUGUCAGGGAUCCCAGCCAUUUUCUCCCACUUUGUCACCAAUCUCCCAGCUUUUCACCAGGUUUUAAUUUUCCUCUGUGUCAAAUCUGUCCCGGUGCCUCAUGUAAGACCCGAGGAAAGGUUCCUUGUGGGAAGAAUUGGCCCAAAAGAAUACCGCCUUUACAGAUGCAUCGCACGCUAUGGUUAUCGUGACGUUCACAUGGAUGAUGUGGAGUUUGAAAAAGACCUGAUUUGCAGCAUUGCAGAAUUUAUUCGAUCAGAUAGGCCAGAAUUAGAUAGUGUAGGGAGAGUAGAACUGGAGGAUGAUGAGAGGAUGACUGUAGUUGGAACUGCUUUAUCGAAUCUAGAAGGCAUAAGGCUGUGCGAAGGGAAUGAAGCCUCUCCUGAACCAGAUGGUAGUACCCUUGAGCUGCAGGAGAUACGGCCUCAAGAAAAGCCGAGGAAGAGAGUUAGGUUUCUGCUGCCUGAGAGUCCCCAAAUCGAUGCAAGUGCAAGGGAGGAGUUGCAGGAACUGAUGGAGGCAAGGGAAUCAGGGAUGGCAUUCAUCCUGGGGCACUCUUAUGUGAGGGCAAAGAGGGGCUCAGGUUUGAUGAAGAGAAUUGUGAUCAACUGUGGGUAUGAUUUCUUGAGAAGAAACUCCAGGAUUCCAACUUAUGAAUUCACCAUUCAGGCUUCAACUUUGGAGGUUGGGAUGAUCUACCAUGUCUAGCUUUGACUAUACACACACACACACACACACACCCCAGUGUUGAUGAAUUAAUGUCACUACUGUAAAUGGUACAUCAUCAUCAUCGACAUCAAAGGCCUUUUGUGCAAUGUCAAGCACUUGUAAAUUGCAUUAUUAGCUCAUUAGCAUGGCAAUGGCAAUGUCAUGGCUGCUGCUGCUGCUGAGUGUUGACCAGUCCUGGUUGGUGAUGCUUCAUAGAUGCUCCUCAACCCUUUUUGUUUCAGUAUGCAUGGAAGUAGAGAACAUGUUGUAAACAAAUUAGGCUAUGUUGUCUUUGUGUUUUUAA